AUGCAGGAGCUGCAGAGCGAGUAUCUCCGUGGCGUGCGACGCAAGGCCCCAGCUGCCGAUUACUUUGACGCAGAAGAGAGUGGAGACGAGCGCGAAGCAGCUGCGUCUGCUGCUGUUGGGGUGGGCGACGACGAAGUGGAUCCACUGGACGCUUUUAUGCAGGGCAUUAACGACCAAGUGACAAAAGAACAAGCGGCGCCGUCGACACGCACAGCUGUCAAGCCACCGGUGCUCAAGCACGAGGUCGAGGACACACACAGCUACCUCGAGGAAGACGCACGGGGUCUUAAGAAAGCCCGAGGGGAUUUAAACGUGGACUCGGACGAAGAAGUUUAUGCUGCAGCUGCAGCACACGAGGACAAUGGAGAGGGGGCUCUGGAUCUCAUGGACAAGAAGGUCAUGGAGGUCUUGACGCCAGUCGAUCAUGCUCUGGUCCAGUAUGAACCGUUUCGGAAAGCGUUUUAUACGCCACAUCGAGACACGGCAGCUCUGAGCGAGCAGCAGGUGGCUGACGUUCGAGUGGACCUGGGCGUAACAGUGCACGGCCUUGACGCGCCAGCGCCCGUGAGGUCGUUCGUGCAUCUUGGUUUCGACCGUAAGCUGCUGCAGACGCUCAUGAAACUCGAACUGGAAGCGCCGACGGCGAUUCAGGCGCAAGCUGUUCCAGUGGCUUUGUCAGGGAGGGAUCUGAUUGGAAUCGCCAAGACCGGGUCGGGCAAAACGUUGGCGUUUACGCUUCCUAUGGUUCGCCACGUGAUGGCUCAAAGGGAGCUUCUGAAAGGGGAAAAAGGACCUAUUGCAGUGGUGUUGGCACCGACGAGGGAACUUGCCCAUCAGACGUAUGUACAGGCAAAGAAGUUUCUGGCAGUGUACGGGGCUUCGUGUGCCGCAAUCUGCGGUGGAGCUGGCAAGUGGGAGCAGGUGCUAGCAUUGAAGAAAGGGGCUGAGGUCGUUGUCGCGACGCCUGGGAGACUGAUUGAAAUGAUUCGGAAAAAGACCGCGCCAAUGACUCGCGUCACGUUUGUGGUUCUGGAUGAAGCCGAUCGCAUGUUCGAAAUGGGAUUCGAGCCGCAGCUACGCUCGAUCCUGGGGCAAAUACGCCCCGAUCGUCAAACGCUUAUGUUUUCAGCCACUUUUCGCCGGAGGGUGGAGGCGCUCGCGCUGGAUGUGCUGACGAAUCCAGUAAAGCUGGUAAUUGGCCAGGUUGGUCAAGCCAAUGAAGACAUUCGACAGAUUGCUGUAGUGCUGCCGGGACAUGGGGCCAAGUGGCCGUGGUUGAUGUCGCGAAUACGUGGGUUGGUUGAUGAGGGCCGCUUGCUCAUCUUUGCUGGAAGCAAGGUCGGCUGUGAAGAGCUGGCGAAGAAUCUGGCCACGGUCUUUCCUGCAGCGCCUGCCCUCUGUUUGCACGGCGAUAAAACACAACAGGAGCGAGCGCAAGCGUUAGCGAAGUUCAAACGGGGCGAUUGUCGUGUGCUUGUCGCUACUGAUGUCGCUGCCCGUGGGCUGGAUGUCAAGGAUGUGAAAAACGUGGUGAACUUUGAUGUGGCCAAAACUAUCGACACUCAUGUGCAUCGCAUUGGCCGUACGGGACGAAUGGGGCUGGAAGGGUUCGAACCUGGCACUGCAUAUACGCUGGUGACUCGCAACGAGGCUCAAUUCGCAGCUCAACUAGUAUACAACAUGGAUGUUUCACGACAGGCAGUCUCACCGGAGCUACUUGCUCUCGCUAAACGAGACGCGCGCUUUCGCCGAGGGGCAAAUACAGUUGGCGUUAUCGGAAAAGAUGCAGGACGCUGGCAAAGCUCGUCUUUCGAGCAACAGCUUGUCAAGACUUGUACUGUAGACGAAGGUGGUGCUUAUGAUGCAGAAGAUGCCGUAGAGCUGGAGCGCUGGAAUGACAAUUGCCGAAAGAGCAAGAGUGAUCAACGCAGAGGACUGGGCUUUGCAGGUGACACGAAUGCUCGAGCGACAGGAAAGCCAGCUGGAAUGCGCGGAUUCGUCAAGGCGUCAGCACCUGCCACUUCGUCGGCUACGAUGUUCCGCUCAGGUUUUAUGAAGUCAUCACUCGAGGCUGAUGCUUCAUUGCAGCCCCUGCCGUCCAGAACUGCGUUCGUGAGCUCAUCCACACCACCCCCGCUACCUGCGGUCCAACCAGCUAUCACGAAUGAACCUGAUGCAGCUGUCAACCAACUUCAGCACGAGCAAUUCACAACAAGUGCUGUAGCAACCAACAAGGUCGUGCAAAUCCAGCUGCAUCCAGCAUACAACGAGAUGGAGAUGAUCCACAUGGGAGCUCCGUCUCGCCACGCCAUGUGUGCAAGUCGCAAUCAAGAAGUCGAACACGACACCGACGUCAAAGCAGUUGCAGUAGAUCCCGAUCAAGCAGCAGAUCUCGAUCGAAAAGUCGUCGCCGUCGUCGUCGCCGUCGUCGUCGCCGUCAUUCCCGUUCGGAUUCCUCAGAAAGUUACCGGAGGAAUCGACGCAGGUCACCAUCGUACAAUCGCCGGCGUCAGCAAAGUUCCAGCUCUGACCGAAGCAAUUGCAGCUCAAGUUCGGACCGGGACUUCAAGCGUGGCCGGUAUCGGUGUUCUGAAGAGCGUAGGAGACGGUGAAGGAAGUGGCCGAGUCCGAUGA
This is a messenger RNA of Peronospora matthiolae, 2634 nucleotides long. The record is from the annotation of a GenBank genome assembly. NCBI's taxonomy places the organism in Eukaryota, Oomycota, Peronosporomycetes, Peronosporales, Peronosporaceae.